AGUCGAGUUCGUGGAUCUUGUCAGUGCGGUUGUGCAUCCGAUCCGAGUCCGAAGCCGUGCCAGUUCAAGAUAACGACGAGAGUCGGUUUGCUGUAUUGGUGUGUGCGAGCGAAGUGGAAAAGUGACCACGCGAUCGGUGCGGAAAAAAGAAGCGAAAAGCGGCCAUCGGAAAAGGAGAAAAAUAUCGAUUUGGUGUAAAAGUGCCGAGCGCAGUGUCGGAACACCAGCCCCAGGAAGUGCGGAACCGCAGUGUACAUCCGUUUUGGUGAGGAUUUGCUGUUUUCUGACGGUGGUUCAAAGUGCAACUUGCUCCAGAAGGUGUGAUUUCCCUUUCCGAUAUGGGAUUCCUUUCGUGGGUGUAAUCGUGAGUGGCCUCCUCAGAGCGUAUCGCUUUUCGUCUAGUAUCAUAAGCCAAGGGGCCAAGGGGAGAAAGUAUCGGUGGUGAGUGCCCUUCUCUGAUCCAGUAGCGGUGUUUACUCGCUUCGCCUUGUUGGUAUCUUUUUUUUCGCUGGAUGUGUUCCGGUACCAUCCGUUCCGAGUAUAAUAGUGGUGUAAUAUUGAAAAUACGAGCCAUCUCGAGUUCCCUGUAGUGUACCGUAAUCAAAAGGAAAGAAAGUAAAUUGUUCCCGGGCGACUGCAAUGGAUCUGCUGCAUACGGUUUCGGACGCGUUUUGGUCGACUAGAAUCUGGUUGCCACCGAACAUCACCUGGGAGGAUAUCCGACCGGGAGUGCGGCCGGACGUGAAUCAUGCCGAUUACCGGCACCUCGUUUACCCUCUUCCACUGGCGGCUAUCAUCUUUGUGAUAAGGAUUCUCGUCGAGCGAUAUUGGAUCGCACCAAUUGGCAAAGCCAUCGGUAUCAAAAGCACAGGUCCCAAACCACCCAUACCAAAUAAAGACCUGGAAUUAGCGUACAGCGUAAGCAGCCGUCUGAAUCACAAAAAUAUUGUUAAGCUCACCAAGCAAACCGACUUGAGCGAACGACAGAUCGAACGGUGGUGGCGUCGGCGGAGAGCCCAGGAUAAGCCAACCACGCUGGUGAAGUUCUGCGAAAACUCGUGGCGAUGCAUCUACUACACGUACAGCUUCAUCUUCGGAUGCAUCGUCAUGUGGGACAAACCGUGGCUGUGGGACAUCAAGAACUGCUGGUACGGUUACCCACACCAAUCGGUCACCAACGACAUCUGGUGGUAUUACAUGAUCUCGAUGGCCUUCUACUGGUCACUGACCGCUUCGCAGUUUGUCGAUGUCAAGCGUAAGGACUUUUGGCAGAUGUUUGUGCACCAUAUGAUCACCAUUGUACUGAUAGCGCUAAGUUGGGUGUGCAACCUGCAUCGGGUGGGUUCGCUGGUGCUUCUGGUGCACGAUUGCGCUGAUAUCUUCUUGGAGGCUGCCAAGAUUACGAAAUAUGCGCAGUACCAGAAGGUGUGCGAUACCAUCUUUGCCGUUUUCACGGUGGUGUGGAUCAUCACCCGGCUGGUGCUCUACCCGCGGAUCAUCUACAGUUCAUCGGUGGAAGCGCCCAGCAUAUUGCCCAUGUUCCCCGCUUACUACAUCUUCAACACGCUGCUGAUUCUGCUGCUCGUGUUACACAUUGGCUGGACGUAUCUAAUCAUUCAGAUCGCCGUGAAGGCAAUUAGGUCGGGGCAGAUGGAAGGUGACGUACGCUCGAGUUCCAGUGAUGAGCUUUCCGAUAGUUCAGAGAAUGCCCGUCCCAUCGUGGCAAAUGGUACCCCGAAAAAGCAACCGCGGCCUUCGCCGAGCAAGAAACCCGCCUCGAACCCGUCGUCACCGAAAAAGUAAGCAGUUGUACACUAGCAAGCAUCCCCUACCACAACAACUGCUAAUGAACACUGCAGCUACCAAAACUGCAUCUAUAGGUUUUACACUGGCAAAUACCAUAUAAACUCUAGAAUCGUAAUAAGUUUAAUAGGUACAAGAAGGGACGAGUAUUUGCUGUUCAAUGGUGCAGAUCUCUGGUUGAUGAAAGUGUAUCCAAUUUAUUUAAUGAGGUGAAAAUACAAUCUGUUGAUGAUCAAAAAUGAUGAGUUUGUGAAAUAAGCGUGAAGCGAGAAUUUGAACUGCUGCUGCAAAUGUCUAGAAUAAAUCACUGGAGAAAUAUUUUAGAACCGUCUUUUGCUAUGAAUAUAUAUUUAUUAAUUUAGAGGAAAAGAGAGCUAACUAGGAGGGCAGCAAUGAAACCGAAAAUGGGAACUAUUUUAUUCGGUAUUAUCUCCGUGGGCAUAGUUCACGGCUAAAGCUUAAUCGAGGUAAUCUCUUUAGAUAGAGAAUAACGAAACAAAAAACUGGACUAAAAAGUCGGAAAGCGGGAAAAUCGUCGAAUAUCGAGGCAAAGACUUGAUAAAAGUGUCCUAGACCAUUCAAACCAAACUACCACGUUAACGACUUUUGCUUUUAUUACACAACAACAUUCCCGAUCUCGGAUGUUAGUUUUCGUUACAUACGCAUAGGAAAGUUUAUUUUCAAUCUGAAGAAUUAUCUGGGAUCUGUGAGAAAGGUAAGCACUUCUUCACAUGAAAUACUCUUCAAAAUCCAUUCGAAACUAAUGGCACGCUUACGAGCUUCAUUCACAGUUUACUUUUUUUUAAAUCAUACAUAAAACUAAAUCCAUCAUCGUAUAUGAAUAUGAAAAUCAAUAUUUGGCUUGCUUUUCAGAGACAAUAGAAGACGAACGUUGAACGUUAAACAACCAUUUUAAAAACACUCCAUAUUCCAUCGUCCUUCCUUAAGAUAUAGCAUAACUUAUUUACCUUCCAAGGUUAAUACAUAGAUAUUUAUGUUCAGAUGAACAGUAGUAACGAAAUACAUAAUUACCAUCUGUACAACAUACGGAAACUUUUGAUUUCGUCACUUAGCUUAACUUAUCAUGAAAUGUCGGAGAAAAUCGCAUUGUUUCUACUAUUAAUAUUGAUCACUAUAACACUACGUCUGGUUAAAUUUCGAAAAAAAAACUACGAAACUACUAGAAUACUAAAUGACGAAAUCAUAAGUUAGUCAAGGAUGCCUUUCCAUCGGAUUAUCCUAUCACUAAAAUGUUGUGUUUUCUAUUUUAUUAUUUUUUUGACUAAACAUUGUUAUUUUUGCCUCGGCUAAUCAACGCUACGUCACAUAUUUUUAUCACCUUCCAAAGAAAAAAAAAUCGUUUAGAAGUAAGAUUGGGCAGAAACAAGUGAAACCUUUGGGCGUUGUCAGCAGUAAUCAUGUAAGGUGUAGCUCUAAUAAGUCAUGGAAAAUUUGUUUUUUCAAAGUACCAGCCUAGUGAGUAAUUGUUAGGAGGACUUUGUAUUAAUCGUAAGUGUUAGGUAAAAUAAUGGAAUAUAGACAAACAAAAAUCGGUGGCUUUUCAGAUGCGGGAGCGAUCUUGACCAGGUGCAGCUCUUCAUUGUUUCUGCAUUUAGAUCCAUCCUCGGUAAGCGUUCGCCGAUUUGCCAAGCGAGCUAAGCUAGAGAUUCUCUAAGAAGUUUGCCGUUUACCAUGCUUUAUGAACCGUUUUUUGUUAAGACUCAUUAUCACAUGCAUGCAUAAAUAGAAUAUCUGCUGAAAAGAUCGUUUGUGCUUCUGUUUGUCGUUUGACGCAUAAUCAUUAGAAACGUUUUGUACAUUGGUUGAGCAGAAACAAAAUCGCAAAUUUAGGUAACAUUGCAACUGACAAAAUGUUGUUUGAAAAAGAUUUCAAAAGUGAUUAAUCUUAUAAAACCAUUCACAAAAUGCUA
Aedes aegypti (yellow fever mosquito) is the source of this 3734-nucleotide messenger RNA. RefSeq names its product ceramide synthase 6. The coding region runs from base 640 to 1803 and encodes 387 amino acids. Gene Ontology annotation, molecular function: DNA binding; sphingosine N-acyltransferase activity. Lineage: Eukaryota; Metazoa; Arthropoda; Insecta; Diptera; Culicidae. Gene Ontology annotation, biological process: ceramide biosynthetic process. The transcript is spliced from 5 exons. The record is from RefSeq and is a predicted model, not a curated record. Gene Ontology annotation, cellular component: membrane.